CCUGGUCACAUGUUUCCUGUGACGUCACUGGGUGACUGUGGAGGACAGGAAGUAGCCGCUAUCGUACCUAGACAGAGAGACUGAGACGUCUUCAUAUUGUCUGUGUAGGAGCUCCGCCUCCAGAAUGAAGCUGUCACGCCUCGAUCUGACCGAAACGCUCGGCACGGACAAGACACAGAGCCACACGAUGGAGAGAAUCAUCAACCUCACCCUGGAUAUCCUCUACCUGCUGACCGGAGAGGAUUACAUAGUCCUGAAGAUGUCCUAUGGUCGGGUGACGCACAGCAGCAGUCCCUGUGUAUCGGGAGGCUUUGGACGGACUCAGAUACCCACCUCAAAGCUGACACCUGACAGCAACGACAAGAAGAUCCUGGAGGUCACCCAGAAGAUCAUCGAGCUGCUGACAGGAGAGGAAGGGCGAAGGUCGGUCCAGGAGAAGAGUUGUAUGUCAAAGUUCCUAGGACAGGAAGUAAACGACGUCCUGAGCUCAGAAGAUGAAUCCGGCAACAGAACUGCACCAAUGAGAUGUCCCCGUCCUCCGUAUUCCCGGGAUCAGGAAGAGAAUUCGAAUAACAGGAAGCCGAAUGAUCAUUCGCAGAACGCAGUAAUCUUCUGUAUCAAGAAAGAGCCGAAUGCGACCGGACAGACCUCAAACGCUAGAAGGAGAGGGAGACCUCGGAGGAAAAGAAUCCUGGGGGCGGCUCCUAGGCCUCAGUCCCCUCUGAGCUUGAAGGAUAUUCAUGUCAUCACGGAAGACUUCCAGGAUGAAGCCAGGGAGGUGGUGACCUCUGAGGAUGACCAGCAGAACCAAAACAAGGAGCAAGUCACUAAAGAUCUUCAUACAGGGGGGAGCCAAGACAAGCCUGCCUCUGUGUCAGUGAUCGAAGUGGGAGAGGAUGAGGAUGACCGCGAAGAAAGCUCCAAAUGUAGAAGGUGGCGCCCCCCAAAGGAAGCGGAACUUUCCAUUAUGAUAGAAGACGAGGAGGAGGAGGAGGCGGAGAGCCCCAGGAAGGAUUCAGUCUGGGAGAUUUCUGCAGACGGCUCUCGGCACCCCAUCGGCCCGUCUCGGGAUGACAGCUCAGACGACACCAUUAUUAAAAUUAGUUUAGACAACAUCCAGGAAGCGUCGGAGGCCGCUGAAGCCGUCAAUCAAAGUAUCUGCCGCCGCCGCGGCGGCAAGAAAAUAACGUUCACCUGCCUGGACUGCGGGAGGUGUUUUUCAUCCUCGGAGCAGCUCCAAUCGCACCACAAAGUCCACACGGGGGAGGCGCCCUUUUCCUGCACGGCUUGUGGAAGUUCCUUUUCCAGCUCCGAGGAGCUCGGAGAGCACGUCGCGCUCCACACUUCCGAAAAACUCUUCGCCUGCUCGCAGUGCGGCAAAUGCUUCGCCGUCAAGGCCAACCUGAUCGCCCACCGCCGGAUGCACAUGGGCGACAAGCCCUUCGCCUGCGCCGAAUGCGGCCGACGCUUUGCCCUCAGGUCCUCCCUGGAGGCGCACCUUCCCGUCCACGCCCUGGAAAAGCCCUACCCUUGCGUGCUGUGCGGCAAGUGCUUCACCACCAGCGGGCGCCUCGCCGUCCACCAGACCACCCACACGGGGGAGAAGACCUACGAGUGCGAGGACUGCGGAAAAAUCUUCACCACCAGCAGCAGCAUGAACCGGCACCGGAGGACGCACACGGGAGAAAAACCAUAUUCCUGCAUAUUGUGCGGCAAAUGUUUUAACCGCGAGACCAACCUCUACCGACACCAGAUGAUCCACACCAGAUGAGGACCUUUCCACGGAAAAAAGGAAACGUUUAUCUAUAGCAGGGCCAUUGAAUUAAGAUUUAAGGAGGUCCGGUCAGUAGAAUUUUCUUCCGGCAGA
Molecule: messenger RNA, 1867 nt
Organism: Rana temporaria (common frog)
Lineage: Eukaryota; Metazoa; Chordata; Amphibia; Anura; Ranidae
Product: oocyte zinc finger protein XlCOF7.1-like
Exons: 11
Coding region: 125-1771 (548 amino acids)
Biological process (GO): regulation of transcription by RNA polymerase II
Molecular function (GO): DNA-binding transcription factor activity; RNA polymerase II cis-regulatory region sequence-specific DNA binding
Source: RefSeq, a predicted model, not a curated record